Molecule: messenger RNA, 1212 nt
Organism: Ogataea polymorpha
Lineage: Eukaryota; Fungi; Ascomycota; Pichiomycetes; Pichiales; Pichiaceae
Exons: 1
Coding region: 171-911 (246 amino acids)
Biological process (GO): mitochondrial electron transport, ubiquinol to cytochrome c
Molecular function (GO): heme binding; electron transfer activity
Source: RefSeq, a predicted model, not a curated record
UGUAUUCCCAACUUGGAUCUUCGUUGCGGCGACCAUUGAGACUCAGAGCCUUUUCUACCGCAAAGACUCAGGUGUCUUCCAACACCAAGAGAGUAGUGCAGGGUGUCAUUGCUACGGUCGGUCUCGCUUCUGGAUAUGUUCUUUACCAGGAUUCCCAAACUGCUCAGGCCAUGACUGCUGCCGAGCACGGUUUGCACGCUCCAGAAUACGGAUGGUCCCACGGUGGUAUGUUUGAUACAUUUGACCAUGCCUCCAUUAGAAGAGGUUUCCAAGUCUACAGAGAGGUUUGCGCAGCAUGCCAUUCCUUGGACAGAGUUGCUUGGAGAACGCUUGUUGGUGUUUCGCACACUCAGAGCGAAGCCAGAGCCAUGGCUGAAGAGUUCGAAUACGACGAUGAACCAGAUGACCAAGGUAACCCAAGAAAGAGACCAGGUAAGCUUGCCGACUACAUCCCAGGUCCUUAUGCCAACGAACAGGCUGCCAGAGCUGCCAAUCAAGGUGCUCUGCCUCCUGAUCUCUCGCUGAUUGUCAAGGCCAGACACGGUGGUUGUGACUACAUUUUCUCGUUGUUGACUGGUUACCCAGAUGAGCCACCAGCCGGUGUCCAGCUUCCUCCAGGUUCCAACUACAACCCAUACUUCCCAGGUGGUGCUAUUGCCAUGGGUAGAGUCCUGUUCGACGACCUUGUUGAGUACGAGGAUGGCACUCCAGCUACCACAUCGCAGAUGGCAAAGGAUGUUACCACAUUCUUGAAUUGGGCCGCUGAGCCUGAACACGACGAGAGAAAGAGGCUUGGUGUCAAGGCAUUAAUCAUUGUCACCUCCCUUUACUUCCUGUCUGUCUGGGUGAAGAAGUUCAAGUGGGCUCCAAUCAAGCACAGAAAGAUCACCUUCCAUCCACCAAAGAAAUAAACGUCAGCAUUCAAAACUAUAGACUAAUGAGAUUGUCCGUUCUGAGGAGCUUUGGUUCUUGAUCGUCUAUAACCUAUGUAUAUCUAUCUAAACUGACUAUCUUGACCAGCGUCGAUUGCUAUACGUAGAUUAUCGAAAAAACGAGGUACAAAUAUGCGUAUAGUACAGACUGCUACGGGGCUUCUGAACAUUGAUUGUGAAAAUUCUGUCCUAUCAAAGCCGAGGUGACGAGCAGGUGAGUGGCAGGAGGCAACGAUCUCGCUCACAUUUGAAACCUGCUACCUUAGCACAUGGUGUAAGG